AUGGAAAAAUCUUGGAUGCUUGCCAAUAGGAGAAGUAAAGAGUAUGAAGAGGGAGUUGAAGAAUUUCUAAGGAUAGCAUUAGCAAAUGCUAUUGAUCAUGGACGCAUUCGCUGUCCAUGCCAGAAAUCUGGGAAUACAAGAAAGUUUACGAUUAGAGUAAUAAGGGAGCAUAUGUAUUUUAAUGGUUUUGACCAAACAUACAAGGAUUGGACAUGGCAUGCCAAGCCUAUUGAAAUAAAGGCUUGUGAAACUGUAAAUCAAGAACCACAGCCGGAACGUGAUUUUUUUGGUGAAACGGUUGACAUGUGCGAAGGUGCCCAUGAACACUUCAUUGAAAAUCCAGAGGAAUUUAAAAAGUUUUUGGAGGAAGCCGAGAAGCCUCUUUAUCCUAGGUGUCAUAAGCACACCAAGUUAUCAGGAUUGGUUAAGUUGUACAAUCUUAAAGCAAGGCAUGGCAUGACCGACAAUUGUUUCGCGGAUAUGCUGAUCGAAGUUGGUGAUUUGCUCCCGAUCGGUCAUGAGCUACCCUCGUCUAUGUAUGAGGCAAAGAAGACGUUGAAUGCAUUGGGAUUGAAAUAUGAGAAGAUACAUGCAUGCUCUAAUGAUUGCAUUUUAUAUAGGAAGAAGUAUCAUGAUUGGACAAGCUGCCCUAAAUGUGGCCUUUCAAGAUGGAAGGUGACAAAGAAGAACGUAGUACAGAAAGGGGUCUGGACAAAGGUUUUAUGGUACUUUCCUCCUAUCUCCAGGUUUAAACGUAUGUUUAAGUCCUUGUAA
Messenger RNA from Prunus armeniaca (apricot), 774 nucleotides. The record is from the annotation of a GenBank genome assembly. Lineage: Eukaryota; Viridiplantae; Streptophyta; Magnoliopsida; Rosales; Rosaceae.